AUAAAAAACUAACAAAAAAAAUAGCUUUCUUCCAUUAAAUUUUACAAAAUUAUUGACAUUUAUUAAAUUUAAAUCCUAUAUUAAUUGUAAUUGUUCAAGUUGAGAGUAUUAUUUAUUUGUGAUUAACAUAUUUGCAGCAGAGAAAAAAGAAAUUUUAGAGAAAAUGUGGAAGGCCACUGCGGGUUUACAAAUAGAAAAUACCACUGCCGCUGAAGAUGAUGACUGGGAAACGGAUCCAGAUUUUGUUAAUGAUGUUAGUGAACAGGAACAGAGAUGGGGUGCCAAAACCAUAGAGGGCAGCGGUCGUACAGCCGGAGCUAUAGACAUGGAUAAAUUGCGUGCUGAAACAGAAAAAGCUGAUAAGGACAAAAAACUUAAGGAAAUUGAAGAAAUCAAUCCUGGCUAUGGUUAUGGAGGCAAAUUUGGUGUACAAACCGAUCGCAUGGACAAAUCGGCUGUGGGUCAUGAUUACCAAGGCAAGGUAGAGAAACAUGGCUCACAAAAGGAUUAUGCCACUGGCUUUGGCGGUAAAUUUGGUGUCCAAUCAGAUCGUGUGGAUAAAUCGGCUGCCGGCUGGGACCAUAUCGAAAAGGUUGAGAAACAUGCCUCACAAAAAGACUAUGCCACCGGUUUUGGUGGCAAAUACGGUGUCCAAUCUGAUCGUGUGGACAAAUCAGCUGUUGGUUGGGAUCACGUUGAAAAGGUGGAGAAACAUGAGUCACAAAAAGAUUAUUCCAAAGGUUUUGGUGGUAAAUUUGGUGUUCAGGAAGAUCGCAAGGACAAAUCGGCUGUUGGUUGGGAUCACAUUGAGGCGCCACAGAAACAUGAAAGCCAAGUAGAUCAUAAAAUUGGUUUCGGCGGAAAAUUCGGCGUACAAAAAGAUCGAAUGGAUAAAUCGGCGGCCACUUAUGAAGAGGGUGGCAAACAACAAGUUGGCACAAAUUAUACUAAAACUAAACCCGUUAUUGAGGGAGCAAAACCCUCAAAUCUACGUGCUAAAUUUGAGAAUUUAGCUAAAAACUCUGAAGAAGAGAGUCGCAAAAGAUCCGAUGAGCAAAAACGUUUACGUGAAGCUAAAGAUAAGAGAGAUCGCGAAGAGGCUGCAAAGAAAACGGUUGUGGAAAAUAAGCCUCUGCCAGCUGCAGAUGAAGCCAAGCAGCCACCACCAAAGGGAGCCCGUUCACACAUUGUGACAGGACGUGAGGGUGGCAUAGGUAAUGCUAUAAGUGCAUUCAAUCAAAUGCAAUCACCCACUAAAGAAGAAACCACCAACGUACGCAAAGAACCCAUACACAUUCCAAGAGAAGUUAAGGCCGAGAUUAAAGAACAAGUAGAACAAAUUGAAGAGGUUAAACCACCACAACCGGAAAUAGUGGCUGAAGUCAAGCAGGUGGUACAGCCAGUACAACAAAAAGUUUUAGCGCCACCUCCCGAUCUAAUACCCUCUAUAGAAAUAGAUACUGUGGCCACACCACCCGAAGUGCAGUCACCUGAACCACCUUAUACCGCUGAAGUGGAAGUACCCGAACCAGUAAAGGUGGCUGCUCCUGCUGUAGUCGAACCAGAGCCUUUGUAUCAGAAUCAAAGUGAAGUUCAACAACAACAGUCUGUUCCUAAAUCACCAGAACCUACUUUACAAGAACAACAGCAACAUCAAGCUCAACCUGUGUCACAAAUCGAAACAGCCGCUCAAGAAUCCGAACCUAUUGCCAAUGCUGAGGGUGUUUAUGGAAAUUCCGAUAAUUUAGCCGACUACAUUGAAGAUACUCAUAUUCAUGCUAUUGCUUUGUAUGAUUAUCAAGCCAAUGACGAUGAUGAAAUAUCCUUUGAUCCUGAUGAUAUUAUAACGCAUAUUGAAAUGAUCGAUGAAGGCUGGUGGCGUGGCUUAUGUAAAAAUCGUUAUGGUCUCUUCCCGGCCAAUUAUGUGCAAGUUGUUAAUAAUCAAAAUUGAGUUCUUAUAGCUGGUCAUGACAACCAACCAUCCACAACAAUAACAGUUAUAGAAACAUUUUAUUUAAAUCAAAAUUUCUUUAAGUAUUUUAAUUUUUAUUAUUUUUAUUUAAAAAAAACAACGAUAAUUCUGAUUUUGCUAUAAUAUUAUGUCCAAAAACAAAAGUCAAUUUACAUAUUUUAUGUGUGGGUAUUAAACAUUCUAUUUUUGUAUGUUUUAAACAUAUGUAUUUUUUACAAAUAUUUUAAUUUUUUUUUAUAUUAUUAAAAAUUUUAUUUUUUUUAAAUACAUACAUAAUUUUUUCUUCUUCAUUACAUUACAAAUUAACUUAAGCAUUUAACUAUUAAACUAACAUUGUUAUUAUGAAAUCAUCAUUAAAAAAAUCAUGUUUAAAGACAAGGCAUAUAUAAAAAAAAUUGUGUCAAAUAAUUGUUCAUUACGAAGAAAGAAAAAGUCAAUAAUUUAACGAAAAUUCAAAAUAAUAAAGAAAUUACGCAGACUGUAUUAAAAGUUUUACUAAAUAAAAGUUGAACCUUCUGAAAACUAACACUAUAAAAUGAUAAA
Molecule: messenger RNA, 2515 nt
Organism: Calliphora vicina (urban bluebottle blowfly)
Lineage: Eukaryota; Metazoa; Arthropoda; Insecta; Diptera; Calliphoridae
Gene: Cortactin
Product: cortactin
Exons: 6
Coding region: 164-1951 (595 amino acids)
Biological process (GO): regulation of actin filament polymerization
Cellular component (GO): plasma membrane; actin filament; site of polarized growth
Molecular function (GO): actin filament binding
Source: RefSeq, a predicted model, not a curated record